CGUGUAAUUAUCAUGUACCUACCUUCAUGCAUUUUCGCCGAGCGUUCCCGGUCUUGUUGAAUCAACCAUCAGUCACGAUGCAUGAAGAGUACAUAGAUACGACUCACGUAUGGCCGGAUACGCGUGAGGUUGACAGCCUGACAGGACGAAUGAUGUCACGACUACGUAUUUUCUGAACACAGCCGAUGAUACCCGAGAAGAUUACCACGUGACAGCGGACCGAACGUGACUGAACGUGGGCAAGAUUGGUUAACCGUGUUUACGACUGUGACUGUUUACAACGUUCUGUUUUAUGUGCAUCGAAGAACUAUUAAUAGACAAGCAAAACAGUACUGUUUAGCACCUCUCUUCUGCAAAGUGGCUUGCAAUCUGCUUCUGGCUUUAAAAGUCGACGUGUCAUGCAGUGUCUCGCAACAUUUUCGUGCGCACAAGUCCUCGAGUAUUCAUAUACGCUUCUUGAAAAUGUCGGUUAUUAAUUAUUUCGUUAUCGUGCGUCCCUUCAAGCCGGGCGACGAGAUACGUUGCAAGCAAUUAAUAAAAGACGGCGUGAUGUGCUCGCGCAGCGCCACGUUUCGCGGGAUAUUGUUGAAGGAAAUAGUUUUCAUGCUAAUGAUCAUGUCCUUCGCGAUUAGCUUUAUCUUCUUCGGGAUGUCGGUGACCAAUUGCUUCCUCGUUAUACCCGUGGUCGGCUUCCUGGUGUACGUCGUUACGUACCUAAGCUUCGCCAUAAAGUUGGCGGAAAUUAAUGAAGAGAUAGCCAACAUCUCGAGGGUCUACAUGUCCAAUAUGUUCUCAUGCUUUUGGGUCGCAGAAGCGUACGAGCCGUACUUGAUGACAAAGCAUCCAAAGGAAAUUACAUACAUUGUGACGACAGAAGAAAAAUUUAAUCAGAUGACAAAAUUUGAUCAGAACACAAAUGUUGCUCAGUUAACCAAAAAGAUUGUGGGGACCGUUAGCUUGUCCAAGCAUCAGAAGUUAAAUGGCAGCGCGUGGAUAAAAAGGCUGUAUGUGCACGAGCAGUAUAGGAGGAAAGGUAUCGCGACGUGCCUGCUUAAUGUCGCUGUGGAGUUUGCUGUUAAAAAUCGCUACAGAUAUGCAGAGAUAGUGGCCUCCGAGUAUACGGAAGGAGGUAAAGAAUUGUGUCGUAAGAACGAUUUCCAAUUGAAGCAGAGGUAUCAUAAGCAUGUCCUAGGACCAUUCGUAACGAUAAUAAUGUCUAUAUAUACGUUUCCAAUAUUUGGGAGAGUUAAAUGCACGCCUUGAUGAACAACGGAUCAAUGAGAUUGGUCGCAUCAGCAUAGACGUUGCGAUGAAGUGUCUAACGAGACGAGUUUCUUGAGAAACGAAUAAGACUGAUGAGCGAGAAUAAAUGAGACUGCGUUCCUUGUGUUGCGCAAAAACAAAUAUUGAAUUUUACCUCAAUGAUACACUUAGCAUUAGGUAAUUUUAUUUAAUAUACUAUUACUCUUUUAUUUUAAUUUUAUCUUUUAUGUUAUGUUUUUAUUUUUCCAUAAAAUAUACGUUAUAUACAAAUUCCAAAUGCUACAUACAUAGAUAUAUAAUAUUAAUAACAGAAUAUAUAUAUAUAUAUAUUUAUAUAUUUAUAUAUUUAUAUACAUGUCAUGCAUGCAUAAAGUUGUAUAUGUGAUAUGCAAGCUGUGGAAAUAAAAUAUAUUUUUUCACA
Ooceraea biroi (clonal raider ant) is the source of this 1684-nucleotide messenger RNA. RefSeq lists its product as uncharacterized. Gene Ontology annotation, molecular function: N-acetyltransferase activity. The record is from RefSeq and is a predicted model, not a curated record. Lineage: Eukaryota; Metazoa; Arthropoda; Insecta; Hymenoptera; Formicidae.